CCCUGCAGAUUAAUCCACUAAUUUAAUUGCUGAUGUAACACUGGACGAAAUCCUUGCUUUACUGAAAGCUACCCCCCACCAAUUCAGGCCGCGGCAUAUAUGGUUUGCCAUACCCAUUGUGGGCUCGGCUUUUCUCUCAUACGACCAUCAAAACAAUUGCAGUUCAGGUUUAUAACGACUCUAUACGUAGUGCUUUCCUUUCCUCCUGGCUGGAAACCAUACUCGUUCUCCUCCCCAAGGCAGGUGACACGACCUCCUUCCACAACUAACAAUAAAUCUCUUUGAUAAAAUGUGACGCCAAGUUGCUCACCAAAAUGCUUACUUUCCAUUUAUGCUAUGGUAUUGGCCCACUUAGUAUACCUUUUCAAACUGGAUUUAUGGCGGAGAAUUUGAUCGCAGACAAUGACUUGCUAACACGACUCGCUAUGUCGCAUACCCAACUAACCAAUGACUUUUGUGUUGACCCUUCUUUUGGAUCAGGAGAAGGCUUAUGACCGUGUCUACCCUGGCUACCUUUGUCUGGUCAUGGCCAGGACCAGAUUUACCACCAUGCUCGUCGACUCUGGACUACGUCAGGGUGAUCCCCUUUCUCCAUUACUUGUUAACUCGGCCUUCAAACCUUUGCUUAGAUCCAUUCUUGCUUCUCUAUCAAUCCGUAAUUUCCAGUUUCUGAUUCCGCCCUCUCUCUCAUCGUCCUGUCCCUCUCUCUCACUAUCUCUACUCAGAUUUCUCGCCUAUUCCGAUUUCUAUCCGGAUUGGGGCACUGUACUAGAUGUUGCUGAUAUCCACAGUCUCCAUGACCGCCACUCCACCACUAAAAUCAGUUACCUAGGCUUUUCAUUGGGCUCAUAUAUCUCCCAGAUUGAAGCUUUCGGUGCUGCUUUACUGGUCCAGCUUGGUGACCGUUGCACGCUACUAUCUCAAAGAUGCUUGUCCAUACGUGGUAAAGGUAUUGUGACGAACUCACUUUUUCUCAGCUCGGUAUUUCAUGUACUAUAUGCGACUCCUGCCCCACUAUCUUUCUUUGGUGCCAUUCGCACCAAUAUUUGCUCGUUGCUGCGCCUGGGUUUUGGUAGCUCGGGUUGGCCGUUUCUCUGUCUGCCACGCAAAUAUGGGGGUUUGGAUCUGCUUGACUUCGAUUAUCAACAAAGAGCUCUUCGAUUAUGA
This is a messenger RNA of Phycomyces blakesleeanus NRRL 1555(-), 1167 nucleotides long. RefSeq lists its product as hypothetical. The record is from RefSeq and is a predicted model, not a curated record. Bases 448 to 1167 code for a protein of 239 amino acids. The transcript has 3 exons. NCBI's taxonomy places the organism in Eukaryota, Fungi, Mucoromycota, Mucoromycetes, Mucorales, Phycomycetaceae.